UACGAAAAAACCUUAAACGCUUAAUAUAGAAGAAUUUUUUCAAUGCCACCAGACUCGAGCGGGCAGUGUCUUGCCAAUAACGGAGCGGGGUUGACGCGUCCGCAACCCCAUUUUGUGAAUAUUCCGAGAAAUCGCGACCCGUAAGUCUAAGUGCCCUUAUGAAGGAAAAAUCGUGGUUCGAAACUCCCAGCGUCCAGGAUAGUAAUUUUUACACGAUAAUAGAGCUGUUGACACGAGAAUGAGACGCGAUGAGUCGGCGAAGAGUAUAACAAAGCUACGCCGCCACAGCGAGGUGCGGCCGGCGUCCGCGCUCAGCUUCCGACAGAACUCGCUCACCAUCAACGCGCUAGCGCAGCAGACGGCAUACCUCGCACACAAGGCGCAGAAGGAGGAAGCUGCGGAUCCAAAUCGUCAGCCACCGUCGGUUUCAUGGUUUAAAUUGUACAGAUUCGCCAAGCCAUGGGAGUUCGUGCUGCUAUUCGCGGGCGUAAUCUUCGCCUCACUCAACGGUCUGUUCGUGCCGAUCGGCGUGAUCAUCUACGGCGAGUUCACUUCGCUGCUGAUCGACCGGACCGUCAUGAAUGGGACGUCCACGCCUACGCUCACGAUCGCGAUGUUUGGAGGAGGUCGAAUACUCACGAACGCGAGCCUGGAGGAGAACAGGGCGGCACUGAUCGAGGACUCGAAGGCUUUCGGCAUAGGGUGCGCGGUGUUUUCCCUGCUACAGUUCGCGGUCGGUGCCAUCAGCGUCGACCUGUUCAACUACGCCGCGCUCAAACAGAUUGACAGGAUGAAGGAGAUGUUUCUGAAGGCGGUGCUGCGGCAGGACAUCUCGUGGUACGACCUCAACACAUCCAUGAACUUUGCCACCAAGGUCUCCGAUGACGUAGAGAAGUACCGCGAAGGUAUAGCGGAGAAGGUGCCGAUGUUCAUCUACCUGGUGAUGUCGUUCGUCACCGCCGUGCUCAUCUCCUUCGUGUACGGCUGGGAGCUCACCCUGGUCAUCCUGUCUUGCGCGCCCAUCAUAAUCGCCACUACCGCGGUGGUCGCUAGGGUACAAUCAUCACUAACGACUCAGGAGCUGAAGGCGUACAGUAUCGGUGGUGUUGUUGCCGAAGAGGUGCUCGCCGGCAUCAGGACUGUCGUGGCCUUUGGGGGAGAGGAGAAGGAGAUUGCCAGAUACACAGAGCGCCUAGCACCAGCCAACAAGACGGGCACCAAGCGCGGUAUAUUCUCCGGCAUCGGCAGCGGUAUAAUGUGGCUCAUAAUCUACGCGACGUACGCGUUGUCAUUCUGGUAUGGCGUAGGACUGAUCCUGGACAGCCGACACGAGCCUCAGCCGACUUAUACCCCGGCUGUGUUGAUGAUAAUCUUCUUCAGUAUACUCCAAGGAGCUCAGAAUGUGGGUCUCACCGCGCCUCAUCUGGAGGCUAUGGCGAGCGCUCGAGCGUCCGCCGCGGCGAUAUUUGACGUAUUGGACCGCAAACCUGUGAUAGACAGUUUAUCCAAUGAGGGCCUUAGACCGGAGUUGGACGGGACUCUACAGUUAAAGGACGUAUAUUUCCGGUAUCCGGCGCGGCCUGAUGUACAGAUACUAAACGGCCUAAGUCUACGCAUAAGUCGCGGCGAGACCGUCGCUCUAGUCGGCUCCAGCGGCAGCGGCAAGUCGACAGUGCUGCAGCUGCUGCAGCGCAUGUACGACCCCGAGAGCGGCGGCGUGGAGGCGUCCGGCAACGACCUGCGGAACCUCAACGUGCGCCACUACAGGAACCACAUCGCCGUGGUCGGCCAGGAACCCGUGCUGUUCGCCGGCACCAUCAAGGAGAACAUCAGAAUGAGUAAUCCCUCCUGUUCAGACGAGGAGAUAAUAGUCGCAGCAAAGCAAGCCUACUGCCACACUUUUAUAAAGAAGUUACCGAACGGAUACAACACACUUAUCGGCGAACGAGGAGCCCAACUAUCAGGAGGUCAGAAACAGAGGAUAGCUAUAGCUCGCGCCCUGGUGCGGAGGCCAAAAAUACUCAUAUUGGAUGAGGCCACUUCGGCUCUGGACUCCCAGAGCGAGGCCAAAGUACAGCGGGCCCUGGACUCGGCGGCGUUCGGCCGAACCACCAUUAUGGUGAGCCACAGGUUGGCGACAGUAUUGAACGCGACACGCAUAGUGUUCAUAGACAAGGGUCAGGUUAUAGAGGAGGGUACUCACGAAGAGCUGAUGAAGCUGCGCGGUCGGUACUACCAGCUGGUACUGGAGAACGAGCCCAGCAUCGCCCCGGAUAACACCAACAAUGAUAAUAGUACUAAACCCGCCUUUGACAAUUCAGAUACGAGAAUACGUAAGCCCAAACUCCAGAAACUCGCGUCCAUCGACUCCAUAAAGAGCACUUCUACUGAAGAAGACGAGGAAGAAGAAGAUGAAGUGGUUCUAGAAGAUAAUGAGGAGAAGGAAUACGAACCAACUACGUGGGAGAUACUCAAGUUGUGUGAGCCGGAAAAGUAUUUGAUGGCGAUUGGGAUCUUCGCAGCGGUCGCUGUGGGAUCCUCUUUUCCGUGCUUCGCUGUUCUGUUCGGAGAGACUUAUGGUUUGCUGGAGAGUAAAGACGAGAACUACGUCCGCAACGGCACCAACAUUAUCGCGAUACUGUUCCUCAUCGUGGGCGUCUACACCGGGAUCGGGAUAUUCUUCCAGAUAUUCAUAUUCAACUUGACUGGCGUACGACUCACGGCAAGGCUUAGGGUUGCGGCAUUCCGCGCGAUGCUACAGCAGGAGAUGGGAUGGUUCGACAACCCCACCAACGGCGUCGGCGCGUUAUGCUCAAGGCUGGCAGCAGAUGCAGCUGCGGUGCAGGGGGCCACAGGCACUCGCAUCGGCGCGCUUAUGCAGGCCUCCGCGACCAUUCUGAUCGGCAUAGCUCUCUCACUAUACUACACGUGGCAGAUGACCCUAGUGUCCCUACUCUCAGUGCCCAUGGUCAUUAUAGCAGUGGUGCUAGAGUCCAGGGUGCUAGCUGAGGGCAUAUCGACUGUGAGAGAGGCAGCUAACAAGGCGAACACUAUAGCUACUGAAGCGAUCACCAAUAUUAGGACUGUUUCGGCAUUUUGUGGCGAGGAGGGCGUGGUCGCCCGCUACCAGCAUGCGGGCUCGAAGGCAGUAGCGAGCGCGCGGUCGUCGCUGCGGUGGCGCGGCAGCGUGUUCGCGUUCGGCCAGACCGCGCCCGUGGCUGGCUACGCAGUAGCGCUGUGGUACGGCGGCGUCCUCGUCGCUAAUAGGGAGAUACCGUACAAGGACGUUAUCAAGGUAUCCGAAGCGUUGAUAUUCGGCGCGUGGAUGAUGGGCCAGGCGCUGGCGUUCGCGCCGAACUUCGGCGCCGCGGUGCUGGCGGCCGGCCGCGUCAUGAUGCUGCUGUCGAGGCAGCCGCUCGUCGCAACCACGCACGCGCCCUGCGUGUCAGAGUCUUACGUAGCAGAAGGCAAGAUCCACUACAAGAACAUGAAGUUCCGUUAUCCGACGCGGCGUGAAGUGGAGGUGCUCCGGGGGCUUUCCCUGGUGGUGCCGGCGGGGCGGCGUGUGGCGCUAGUGGGGCCGAGCGGCUGCGGCAAGUCCACGCUCAUGCAGCUGCUGCAGCGCCUCUACGACCCCGACGACGGCGCCGUCUACCUGGACGACCACAACGUCGUCAACGACAUCCGUCUGUCCACGUUACGUCGGAACCUUGGCAUCGUAGGCCAAGAGCCGGUGCUGUUCGACCGCUCCAUAGCGGAGAACAUCGCGUACGGGGACAACACGAGAGACGUGCCGAUAGAGGAGAUAGUCGCCGCGGCUAAGGCGGCUAAUAUACAUUCGUUCAUCGCUGCGUUGCCAGCAGGCUACCAAACCCGUAUAGGAGCGCGCGCAUCCCAACUGUCUGGCGGGCAGAAGCAGAGGAUCGCCAUAGCACGGGCGUUAGUACGGAACCCCCGAGUGCUGCUGUUGGACGAAGCUACAUCUGCCUUAGACACGCACAGUGAAAAGGUGGUACAAGAAGCCCUAGACCGUGCGAGCGAGGGCCGAACCUGCCUCAUCAUAGCGCACCGUCUCGCCACCAUACAGAACGCAGACAUCAUAUGCGUCAUAGACCGCGGUGUCGUCGCAGAGAUGGGCACGCACAGAGAACUGAUAGCACUAGGCAAGAUAUACGCGAGGUUGUACGAGUUACAAUGCGGGUUCAUUGAGGAGAACGAGGAGAAUUUAGAGGAGAACGCGUAAUGUAUUGUAUAAUCGCAACAUGAAAUGAAGGGGGGAGAGGUAAACAAAAAUCAUAAUAGGCGCAUAUCUAUGUCGAAUGGACACAAGGUAUUUUACACCAACAAUUUAAACGGGGUCAUAUUAUACCCUGUGAGUUUUGACCGCGCAUAUAAGUUGUAACCAGGGGUUUCCAGCGCCCCGCCCCCUAAGUUUUUACGUACAUAUACGCAAAUGAAAACGGCAUUAGAUAAUACAUAAAUUAAUUUAUAAAUAUACGUUUACAAAGACUCGUUAUGUCGACGAUACCUACUUUAAACAAUAACUCGUAAUGCCCGAUACAGAAAAGGAAUAUGCACAGUUGUCAAAAUAGAUAUUACCGUAGUAAAUAUAUCUGGUGUGACCGAACUGUACAGAUAAAUCGUUACGUGUGUAAGUAAACAUAUUGUUAUUUAAUAACAGUACCUACUAUGAUGCCUUAAUGAUCAACGUAGAAUGUUGCACUAGAGAGUGCCGGUAAUAUACUGCGUGAAAUUUUA
Aricia agestis (brown argus) is the source of this 4758-nucleotide messenger RNA. RefSeq names its product multidrug resistance protein homolog 49 (gene Mdr49). Gene Ontology annotation, biological process: transmembrane transport. Gene Ontology annotation, cellular component: membrane. NCBI's taxonomy places the organism in Eukaryota, Metazoa, Arthropoda, Insecta, Lepidoptera, Lycaenidae. Gene Ontology annotation, molecular function: ATP binding; ABC-type transporter activity; ATP hydrolysis activity. The record is from RefSeq and is a predicted model, not a curated record. The transcript is spliced from 24 exons. The coding region runs from base 239 to 4243 and encodes 1334 amino acids.